CUCCGCUCUUCAACCGGCGACGGCGUCAACUCACAUACGUUACAUAAGCACCGCUCUCACUCGCGAUUACAUUUUAUUGAUGUCGCAAGAUCACGGCGAACGAAAAAAAAAACGUGUGCACUAUAAACGGAAUCAUGUCGACGACACUGGCACUACCGCAAAAGAAAUACUAUAGACAACGCGCACAUUCAAAUCCAAUAGCUGAUCAUUGCAUUGAAUAUCCCAUAAAACCAGAAUUAAUGGAUUGGAGUACCUUGUAUCCACAAUAUUUUUCCAAUAAUACUGAGGAGACACAGAAACGCGUAGAGUUUGCAGAUGUUGGUUGCGGCUAUGGAGGAUUACUAGUUGCUUUAUCACCAAUGUUUCCCAAUAAUCUAAUACUUGGUAUGGAAAUCAGAGUAAAAGUAUCAGAUUAUGUUAUGGAUCGCAUUGCUGCCUUACGUUCGCAAAACCCUGGUCAAUAUCAGAACAUUGCCUGCUUGAGGACGAAUGCCAUGAAAUAUCUGCCAAAUUAUUUCUUCAAAGGACAAUUAAAGAAGAUGUUUUUCCUGUAUCCAGACCCACAUUUCAAAAAAUCAAAACAUAAAUGGAGGAUAAUAAACAAGUCUUUAUUAGCAGAAUAUGCUUAUGUGUUAGCAGAAGGAGCGAUUGUAUACACUGUAACAGAUGUGAAAGAUUUGCAUCAAUGGAUAGUUCAGCACUUUCAAGAACAUCCAUUGUUUAAAGAAGUUGCUAAGGAGGAUUUGAUGACAGAUCCUAUAGUGGAAAAAUUAUAUGAAAGCACUGAGGAAGGUCAAAAAGUAAGCAGGAACAAAGGAAAUAAAUUUUUGGCUAUAUUUAAAAGGAUUGCAGAUACUUACAUUGCAACGAGCUAGCAGUGGCAGUUGUAUAUAACUGUAUACAUAUAUUAACAUAUCUGACUACCAUUAUAUGGCAAAAGAUAUUCUUGAUUGUUCGUCUUCAGUAUUUGCUGAUUUUGGUGUCACAUAAAAAUCUUCAUCGUGACAUAACAACUGUUUUUCUAAAACAAAUUGCAACGAUUAAAACAAUUAAGCAAUGUUUUCUUAAAAUAAAAUAUAAUAUUUCGAUA
Molecule: messenger RNA, 1090 nt
Organism: Cataglyphis hispanica
Lineage: Eukaryota; Metazoa; Arthropoda; Insecta; Hymenoptera; Formicidae
Product: tRNA (guanine-N(7)-)-methyltransferase
Exons: 7
Coding region: 135-875 (246 amino acids)
Biological process (GO): RNA (guanine-N7)-methylation; tRNA methylation
Cellular component (GO): tRNA methyltransferase complex
Molecular function (GO): tRNA (guanine(46)-N7)-methyltransferase activity
Source: RefSeq, a predicted model, not a curated record